ACAGUUGGCGCGCUUCAUGAAAGUUGCGUUGCGAAUGUGCGACUGAUGGUCGAGGAUAGGUCCAUUGAAGGUAUAAGCUUUUAGAAAUCGCAAUCUUAUGUCCCUUUGGGAUAUCCAAGGCUUUAAGGAUGGUGCAGGAUGAAGUCACCAGUUCCAUAUCUCAAGGGGGCUGAAAGAGGGAGCAAUCGACGCGCGCUAUCCAAAAAGGACAGUGGUAUUGUUUCUCGUUAAAUUAGUAAACUGUUUUGAUCGUAAAUUACGUAUCAAAACUAAGAUUUACACUUUAAUUGAAUCUACUCCAGUUAAGGUGAUAUUUUACUGAGUUUUUUAGGCUUUUGUGUAUUUAUUACACUCGGAAGCAUUCUUGGUCGUUAUCAAAGUACUUUAGUUAAGGUUUGACAUCUUGCUAGAGUUGUCUUGUGGUUCAUACUGUGAUCAUAUUGUGUGUUACACCUUGAUCAUACUAAAAUGGUUGGUAGUACCCACAAAUGUGGACAGCCAAACUGCUUGUUCCCUGUGGAGGAGGGAAUGCAGUGUGACGAAUGCAAUAAUGGUUCCACAAAAUGUGCACCCGUUUAAGUCCCACUGCAUAUAAAAGAUGUUCGAAGCCUAACUCACAUUGGCUUUGCAUGUUUUGCUGUGCCAACAAGGCAUUGCUAAUACAGGAGGCUAUGAGCCUAUUGGCUUUGGCCUGUAAGAAGAAUGAUGGCAUAUGUGCCGACAACACGGGCACUGACAGUGAUGAAUGUGUCAGUGUUGUUACGCAACGCCUCAAAAAACCGACUCUGAACGACGCAAAAGUGAAAUCUCCGUUGAUAUUAACAGGGGGAGUAGUACCACCUAGUACUGACAUUGUUAAUCAUGCACCUUUAGUGGGAACCGACGAUCUGGAUAAAACAGUCACCGUUCCAAAUAGUCCCAGUGUUACUAGGGAUGAAAAAUGGACUACGGUACGUAGAAAACGAAAUGAAAAGAAAAAAGCUGUAAGCAGUACACAGGUAGUUAGUAACUCAAUGGUGGACUCAAAUUGUGAGCCACAAGUUGCACUACCAAGAUCUGAUCGUAAGAGUGAAACCCAUCCUGGCGUAACUGAGAAGAAAAAUUUAAUAACAUCGAAUAUUAUUGUGAGCAAUUUGCGAGAGUCAAAUGACCCUGAUCCGAAAAUUAGACACGCGCAUGACUUAGAAAAACUAGGAGAAUACAUUCGUAGUAUUUUACCAGAUAACUCCAAAGGAGUUCAGGUUAAAAAGUUAGUAAGAAUAGGCAAGAGGACCGAGGACAAUGUUGAACCCCGUCCAUGCAGACUCCUUAAGGUAAUCCUAGGAUCGGAGAAGCAACGGGAUCUCUUGUUAAGUAGCGCUCGUUGUCACGACAAUUCUGACAUCCGAGUUAGACCUGACAUAUCUCUCGAAGAUAGAAUAAAAAGGAAGAAAGCACUAGCUGAACUUGAAACCCGUCGGCAAAACGGCGAGGAAAAUCUCCGGUUAGUGGGUUUUCGGAUAGUCAGGUCUUGGAAGCGAAUGCUACCAAGGCCUGUGUGGAUAGGCUGUUCUACUUAGGAGUUUUAUAUGCCAACGCUCGUAGUCUACGAAAUAAGUUCUAUGAACUAGAAGCACUAGUGGACAGGGUAAAGCCACUCAUAGUAGCAGUGACAGAAACUUGGUUAGUCGAUGACUUAGACAUUACUCCAGAAUUAUCCGGAUAUCACUGCAUCAGGAGUGACAGACAUAGAUGUAGGAAAGGAGGCGGCGUCCUGUUAUACAUAGCUAAUAGCAUAAAUAUCCGCUCCUCUACUAGCGAUUCCCAUGAUAGCGGUACUUGUGAAGUCAUUAGCUGUAAGUUGGCUAUCGGAUGUAGUACAUUUAUGCUCGGUGUCAUCUAUCGCAGCCCAAUCUGCCUAGCUGAUGACUUUGUUUUAGAGCACAUUCAUCUUUGGAGUGAAAAUACCAGAUGUUUGAUAAUAGGAGACUUUAACGCACCUGAUAUUAGUUGGACUGAUAUGACCACAGCAGGAUCUAUAAACUCCUUUGAUAGUAGGUUCCUGAUAACAAUAAUGGAGCAUGCACUAGUACAGCAUGUAUCCCAACCCACACGUUUUGGUGUUAACCAGGGUUCUUCUCUGCUGGAUUUGGUAAUCACUCAUGAGACUGAGGAUAUUGUCGACUUCAAUAUUCUCCCGCCGUUAGUAAACAGCAACCACGCUGUUUUGUCAUUCACGUUUCGUACUAGGGACAUGUUAUACGAUCAGGUUACACCUCGCCCAAAUGUAUGGAAAGCUAACAUAUCAGCCAUUCAGGAAUGUGCUGCUAAGACAAAUUGGUUAGUAGAUACUAGCAUAUCAGUUGAAGAAGCAUGGUCUGUAUUUAAAGGUAAAUUUAGACUAGUUACGUCCCCGUUCAUACCAUACCUGGUACCGCGAAGACCGAAUAAUAGUCCACCAUGGAUAACUAAAACGGUCAGGAAACUCCUUAGAAAAAGGAAGAAUCACUGGGAUAUGUUCAUCUCUACUGGCUUAGAACAAUACAGAUCCAGUUAUUGUAAGAUUAGGAAUGCCUGUAAAGCGUUAAUAAGUAAGACUAGACUAUCAUACGAAAAACAAUUGGUUAGGGAUUCUAGAUAUAGUCCGGAACGGUUAUUCUCGUAUAUAAAAAGGCGAACUAAGAGAAGUGAUGGAAUUUCAUCACUUUUGAUCCGUUAAUCUUAGCAGACAAUGAUGCCGAAAAAGCUGAAGCUUUAUCGGAAUACUUUAGUAAAGUGUUUUCUAUCGGUAAUAAGGAACGACCAAUGAUUCGUUGCGACCGUGACGGCUCGCUGAUGGAUCCUGUAGUCAUUGAGAAAGAUACUGUUUUAAGGCUACUCCAGCAUUUCAAACCUGAUAAGUCCAGUGGUCCUGACGAUAUUCAUCCUAGGAUUAUGAAAGCCAUAUCAGAUGAAAUUGCUGAACCAUUAGCGAUACUAUUCGACAUGUCUCUGAGACAGUCCAAACUGCCUAGAGACUGGAAAGACGCCAUAAUAAGUCCGGUGUAUAAGGCUGGGGGUAGGGAUUUAGUUAGUAACUAUAGACCCGUUAGCUUAACUAGUGCAGUUGUAAAACUGAUGGAGAAAAUCAUUCGGAUAGCUGUUAUAAACUAUGUUGAAGGGCAAAAUCUUUUCUCCAGGGAACAACAUGGUUUUCGGAAAGGCCUAUCUUGCUUGACAAAUCUUCUCAUUGCACGAGAAGAUUGGGCUGCCGCAAAGGAUCGGAAUGCUCCUGUGGAUGUGAUUUUCAUAGAUCUAAGUAAAGCCUUUGAUAAGGUUUCCCACUCUGGUCUUAAAUUCAAACUGAAACGUUUUGGAAUCCAUUAUACAGUCGUCGAUUGGAUAAGUAACUUUCUCCAUGACAGGAGACAAAGGGUAAGGGUUAAUGGGACUCUCUCCUCGUGGGUACCCGUAAAAAGUGGGGUUCCCCAAGGUACAAUCCUGGGUCCUCUUCUCUUUUUACUUUAUGUAAAUGAAUUGCCAACUGUAGCAAAAUCAUCCGUUCUACUCUUCGCUGAUGACAUAAAGAUUUGGAGACCCAUACAUAGUAUGUCGGAUAGGAUAGUAUUACAGGACGAUCUUAGCUCAUUGGUGGCAUGGUUAGAUAGGUGGUCACUAGAAGUAAAUCCUAAUAAGAGUGUAGUGAUGCAGUUAAAUAACUCUGAUGAAUCGUAUGACUAUACACUACGUGGAUUCGUGCUACCAAAAGUAAGAAACUAUAAAGAUUUAGGAGUCAUAUUAAGCAAUGAUCUCAAAACGACUAGUCACUGUAAGGCUGCUGCUGCGAAAGGCUAUAGGGUAUUAUGGUCAAUUCGUAGGUCUUUCCAGUAUUUAGAUGAUGAAAUGUUUAGAUUACUAUACCCGAUUUAUGUGCGACCACAUUUAGAAUACGGGAUUCAAGCAGCGUGUUCUUGUUUCAAAUAUGAAGCAGAUAUGCUAGAAAGAGUCCAACGACGAGCUACUAAGAUGGUACAAGGUCUAUCUGGCCUAUCUUAUGAAGACAGACUGAGACAUCUUAACUUAUUUCCGUUAUCUUACCGUAGAAUAAGGGGUGAUCUAAUAUUGGCCUAUCGUAUACUGAACGAUGACCUUGGUAUUAACAUGUCUUAUCUUUUGCUCCCGUCUAGAACCGAUCAUUUGAGAGGACAUUCGAAGAAAGUUCAAAAACCGAGAUCAAACCGUUUACGUCUAGACUUCCGUUUCUCGCACCGAGUAGUGAAUUACUGGAAUUCUCUACCGGAACACGUAAUAUCAGCACCAUCUGUUAAUAUAUUCAAAACGAGAUUGGACCUCCACUGUAUUACAAACUGCAAGGAUUAAUAUAGGUCGACAGACCUCCUAUCCUUAUUACUGAAGACUGAAGUAAAAGAAAACACGAGAGGCAGAGUAGCCAAUAUUCAUGAAGGAAUGUUUAAGGUAUAUGUUAAGAAAGAGCAUUUUAAUAGGUUAAAGAAAAUAAGUGUUGACAAGGUGUGAGUGGACAUACAACUGACAAAUGGAGGCGAUUCGGAAAUUAGCUGAGAGUAUAAGAUUAUGUGUGAUUAUAAAAUAAAAUAUAGUGCUAGAAACAGUAUUGUGAUAUAUAUUUGGCUGUCUUCCCUUUGUUAUCGAAGCUAUUAGAACCCCUUUCGUUUUUUUAAAUAUUUUCCCC
Schistosoma haematobium is the source of this 4669-nucleotide messenger RNA. RefSeq lists its product as uncharacterized. The transcript has 2 exons. The record is from RefSeq and is a predicted model, not a curated record. Lineage: Eukaryota; Metazoa; Platyhelminthes; Trematoda; Strigeidida; Schistosomatidae. The coding region runs from base 2785 to 4338 and encodes 517 amino acids.